UUCCUCCAGUUUUAAAGACUGAGAACUAAACCUGCUGGUUACCGCUCGGAGGCCAACAACACCUAGUGAGUUAACCCGGCCCUGCGGGGGUCGGCCCUGUCGGCCUUCUGCGCCCCCCGGCGGGUUUCUGUGGUGGUGCAGCCCGGCCACUGGCUGCGGAAAAGCGCCCCGGCGCCGGCAGACCGCACCGCAGGCUGACGCCGUCCGCGCGCACCAAUCUUGGCGGCGCUCUCACUCGCCUCUGUCCCCAUCAGCGGACGUCAGGCUGCGGGAGAGGGGAUUCCAGGGAGGCUCCAGAGCGCAAGAACUCAGUCUAUUGUCAGACGGUGCCAACGCGGCCACCCCAGCCUGGGCUGGGAGCGCACGCAUCUCUGGAGCCUUCCGCGGCGGUGCAACUCCCGGAGCCAACUUCAGGCCAGCCCGUGGACUCGGUGCAGGGUCCCACCCGGCAGAUCAGCCCUCGGAGUCUCCGGAGAGAAAUCGGAGCCGCCCCCAGGUGCGCCAGGAGGCCCCCGUCGGGCCCGCCCCAUCGCGUCACACCGCGUCUGACAAAGCACCCGAAGGCCACGGCCAUGGAGGGCGCCCUCGAGGCCAACUGGAGCGCCGAGGCGGUCAACGGGAGCGCGGCGCCGCCCGGGCCGCAGGGCAACCGCACGCUCGGGCCGCUGCGCAACGAGGCGCUGGCGCGCGUGGAGGUGGCCGUGCUGUGCCUCAUCCUCUUCCUGGCGCUGAGCGGCAACGCGUGCGUCCUGCUGGCGCUGCGCACCACGCGCCACAAGCACUCGCGCCUCUUCUUCUUCAUGAAGCACCUGAGCAUCGCCGACCUGGUGGUGGCCGUGUUCCAGGUGCUGCCGCAGCUGCUGUGGGACAUCACCUUCCGCUUCCACGGCCCCGACCUGCUGUGCCGCCUUGUCAAGUACUUGCAGGUGGUGGGCAUGUUCGCCUCCACCUACCUGCUGCUGCUCAUGUCGCUGGACCGCUGCCUGGCCAUCUGCCAGCCGCUGCGCACCCUGCGCCGCCGCGCCGACCGCCUGGCUGUGCUCCUCACUUGGCUGGGCUGCCUGGUGGCCAGCGCGCCGCAGGUGCACAUCUUCUCCAUCCGCGAGGUGGCCGACGGCGUCUUCGACUGCUGGGCGGGCUUCAUCCAGCCCUGGGGGCCCAAGGCCUACGUCACGUGGAUCACCCUGGCCGUCUACAUCGUGCCGGUCAUCGUGCUCACCGCCUGCUACAGCCUCAUCUGCUUCAAGAUCUGGCAGAACUUCCGGAACAAGACGGCGGCCGAGGGGGCGGCCAAGGGGCCCGAGUGCGCGAAGGCGGGCAGCAGGGAGGGAGCGGCCCUGGCUCGAGUCAGCAGCGUCAAGCUCAUCUCCAGGGCCAAGAUCCGCACGGUCAAGAUGACCUUCAUCAUCGUGCUGGCCUUCAUCGUGUGCUGGACACCGUUCUUCUUUGUGCAGAUGUGGAGCGUCUGGGACGCCAACGCGCCCAAGGAAGCCUCGGCCUUCAUCAUCGCCAUGCUCCUGGCCAGCCUCAACAGCUGCUGCAACCCCUGGAUCUACAUGCUCUUCACCGGCCACCUCUUCCACGAGCUCAUGCAGCGCGUCCUCUGCUGCUCCUCCGGCUUCCGGAGGGGCUCUCGGCCCGGGGACACCAGCGUGAGCAAGAAGAGCAACUCCUCCACCUUUGUCCUGAGCCGGCACAGCUCCAGCCAGAGGAGCUCCUCGCAGCUCUCCUCCCUGUGACCAGCCUGGCUGACUCCUCUUCCCAUCAGGGUGUGUGACAGGACAUCUCCCCUUGGCGGCUGAGGCCGUGUGUGUAUAGGUACCUUUCAGUUUGUACACCUCCACACCUCGGGGCAGCUUGGGUGGGGUGGGAUCCUGACACGGGAGGGGAAGUGGUCUGCAUGGGAGAAGGUGACAAGGGUGACUUGGAUCUCUCCUGGGUCCCCACAGGUACUUCUGCUACCCCCGACCCCACUGCUGCCUGGCUGCUUGGUGGGUUGUUUAUGUUUCCCAGACCUGUACUUUCACUCCAGUAUCUCUUUUCUCCUUUAUUCUGUGAUCUAAGUGUAGGAUUGGUGGCCAAUUAUAUGUGGAAGCCUAGUGUCCUGAGUUUGGAGUAAGGAGUGGGAGCAGGACCCCAAAUGGGGUGGUGGUGCUCAUAGCCGCCUGAGCCCAGAGAGUGUUUGCCUGACCCAGCAUCCUCUUGUCAGAGGAUGGCUCUGGGAAUGGGAGAUUCCCCUGGGAGGCAGUUUGGCACAAACAGCCCAUUCAAACUUGGAUUUAAAAUGUUUAACAAGCUAAUAUUUAAGUAGCAACUGAGAAAGAAAGAAGUAAAAGGCACCCAAAUUGGAAAAUAAGUAAAUCUCUUUGUAGCUGACACGAUGUUUUAUACAUAGAAAAUUCUAAGGAAUUUGUACACAUACACACACCCAUGAAAACUAAUUAAUGAGUUCAGCAAAAUUUCAGAGUACAAGGUCAUUAUAUAAAAAUCAAUUGUAUUUCUUAUCUCUCUCCCUCUCUCCCCCCCCCCUUCUCUCUCCUGAGUACAGUGAAUUUUAUUGAUGGUUCAUGACAAGGUAGGGAUCCCUAAGCCCCUCCCCUUCUUCAUGGGGUCUGGGAUGGAAACUGUGGAGGCCAGGAGAUUCUCAGUGUUUGGGGGAGAAUUUUGGGGCAAGGACUCCCCAGCAGCUGAGGGCCUGUCUUCCUGUUGCUAAGGGCGGUGGUCCAGGGGGCUCUGACUCCCUGGAGGCCAUGUGGGCCAUAGGUCCCCCUCCUGUUCUAUUGGCAAAUUCAUUGUCAUAGCAGGAAACAAGCUUGAUGAAGUGGUCAUUGAGGGCAAUGCCAGCCCAGCAUCGAAGAUGGAGGAGUGAGCAUCACUGUUAAAGUCACAGGAGGCAACUUGGUCCGCAGUGUAGCCCAGGCUUCCUUGAGAUGCCCUCUGAUGCCUGCUUCACUACCUGCUUGAUGUCAUCGUAUUUCUUUUUACUAGCAAUGAACAAUAUGCCAAUAAAAUUAAGAAAUAAUUAAAUUUAUAAUACUAUCAGAAAGAAUACAAAAUAGAAAUAAAUUCAAUGAAAGAAAUAUAGGACUUAUACCCUGGAAACUACAGAAUAUCAUUGAAAGAAAUCGAAGAAGACUUAAAUUGAGAGACAUCCUUUGUCCUGGGUCUUAACAACACUAUCCAAAUUGGUCUACAGAUUUAAUGUUAUUCCUUUUAAAACCCUAGCUGGCUUCUUUACAUAACCUGAUCCUAAAAUUCAUAUGGAAAUGCUAAGAAUCCCAAAUUACUAAACCUUGAAAAAGAAGAGCAAAAUUGGAUCCAUACUUCCUGCUUUCAAAAUGUACUAGAAAGCUACAGUAAUCAGAACAAUCUGGUCCUGACAUAAUGACAGACAUAUUGACCAAUGGAGUAGAAUAGAGAAUACAGAUAUAAAUACUUACAUUUACGGCCAGUAGAUUUUUGGCAAUUGUGACAAGAGAAUUUAAUAGGAAUGAUAGUCUUUUCAAAAAACAGUGCUGGGACAACUGGCUAUCCACAUGCAAUUGAAUGAAGUUGGAUCCCUACCUCACACUCUAUAUAAAUUAACUCAAAAUGCAUCAAAGACCUAAAUGUAAGAGCUAAAUCUUCAAAACUCCUAGAAGAAACAUAGGCAUCAAUCUUCAUGACCUUGGAUUAGGCAAUGGUUUUUUAGAUAUGACACUCAAAGCACGAGGAAAGGAAAAUUAGAUAAACUGGACUUCAUAAAAAUGGGCACAAAAUGUUUAUGCUUCAAAGGACACUAUCAAGAAAGUGAGAAAACUUGCUUGCGGAAUGAAAGGAAAUAUUUGCAAAUAAUAUACUUGUAUCCAUAACACAUCAAGAACUCUUACAACCUAAUAAUAAGAAAACAACUAAGCCAUUGUUAAAUAUAGGCAAAACAUGUAUUUGAAUUAACAAGUGAAUAGACAUUUUUAUAUCUUCUCCAAAGAAAAUAAUAUCGAUAUAACUGGCCAGUAAGUGCAUGAAAGGAUGCUCAGAAUUAUUCGUUAAGGAAAUGCAAAU
Messenger RNA from Pipistrellus kuhlii (Kuhl's pipistrelle), 4041 nucleotides. It is a transcript of the gene OXTR, whose product is annotated as oxytocin receptor. The transcript has 3 exons. The record is from RefSeq and is a predicted model, not a curated record. Gene Ontology annotation, molecular function: peptide binding; oxytocin receptor activity; vasopressin receptor activity. The coding region runs from base 573 to 1739 and encodes 388 amino acids. Gene Ontology annotation, cellular component: membrane. NCBI's taxonomy places the organism in Eukaryota, Metazoa, Chordata, Mammalia, Chiroptera, Vespertilionidae. Gene Ontology annotation, biological process: maternal process involved in parturition; positive regulation of vasoconstriction; regulation of systemic arterial blood pressure by vasopressin.